Triplophysa rosa is the source of this 2543-nucleotide messenger RNA. RefSeq names its product microtubule-associated protein, RP/EB family, member 2 (gene mapre2). The transcript is spliced from 7 exons. Gene Ontology annotation, molecular function: microtubule plus-end binding. The coding region runs from base 152 to 1156 and encodes 334 amino acids. Lineage: Eukaryota; Metazoa; Chordata; Actinopteri; Cypriniformes; Nemacheilidae. Gene Ontology annotation, biological process: regulation of microtubule polymerization or depolymerization; protein localization to microtubule plus-end; spindle assembly. Gene Ontology annotation, cellular component: spindle midzone; cytoplasmic microtubule; microtubule plus-end. The record is from RefSeq and is a predicted model, not a curated record.
UGAAUCAGGCAGCAGGGAGACACACACACACACACACACACUCGCAGUUAGAUACACGCACGGGGUUUACAGAGAACAAGCAGACGCAGAAGGCAGGGAACAAGCCCCCGACGUCCCUUUCCUCGUCCCUUCGAGUAAUUCACAGAGCCAAAUGCCCGGUCCGACACAAGCUCUGUCCCCCAAUGGAGAGAACAACAACGACAUCAUUCCGGACAACGGGACCAACAUCAUUCCCUAUAGAAAGAACACGGUGCGCGGCGAGCGCGCCUACAGCUGGGGGAUGGCGGUCAAUGUGUAUUCUACCUCAAUCACUCAGGAGACUAUGAGCAGGCAUGACAUCACCGCAUGGGUGAAUGAUCUGCUCAGUCUAAACUACACUAAAGUUGAGCAGCUCUCAUCAGGAGCGGCGUACUGUCAGUUCAUGGACAUGCUGUUUCCUGGCUGCAUCAGUCUUAAGAAGGUGAAGUUCCAGGCCAAACUGGAGCAUGAAUACAUCCACAACUUCAAACUCCUGCAGGCUUCCUUCAAGAGGAUGAACGUCGACAAGAUCAUCCCUGUCGAGAAACUGGUCAAGGGACGGUUUCAAGACAACCUGGACUUCAUUCAGUGGUUCAAGAAGUUCUUCGAUGCCAACUACGACGGGAAGGAAUACGACCCGCUGGAGGCCCGGCAGGGACAGGACGCUAUUCCUCCUCCAGAUCCCGGAGAGCAGAUCUUCAACCUGCCGAAGAAAUCCCUCCACGCCGCCAGCUCUCCCACCGCAGGUGCAGGAGCCACUAGAUCAGCCAGCUCAACCCCGAAAGCCUCCAGCGCCACCGCCACGUCUCGACCCUCGUCUGCUAAAAAGCUGCCGGUGCUGUCAUCCACCCCCGCUAAAGGAGAGAAAGAGCUGGAAGCCCAAGUAACGCAACUAAACGAACAGCUCAACACCAUUAAGCUAGCGCUGGAAGGCGUGGAGAAGGAGCGGGACUUUUACUUCGGGAAGCUGCGGGAGGUUGAGCUCUUGUGUCAGGAGCAGGGUCAGGAGAGCGGAGCCUUCGGGGAGAGACUCAUGGAGGUGUUGUACUCCGCAGAUGAGCAGGAGGCCGGCGGGGAGGGGCACGAGGCUCCUGCGCAGGAGGAGGACGUCCCAGACGACACGCAAGACGAAUACUAAACAGCUGUCAAUCACACACACACAUACACGCACGCGGCCAGAGAACUGCUUUCGGGUUCAGCGUUUUCUCCAAACUCGUCAUGGUUUCUUUUUUCCUUCGGUCUGUGAAGGACUGAGACAGAUUGGCCAAAUAAUCGAUUACGUCUUUUGUCCUUUGUUUUAUUGUGAUGUACAUCUGACGGCUUAAAUAACACAACGCAACUACGCUUUUCCUUUAGCCAAAGUCUUACCACACUGAUGAAGUACUUUUUGAUUUGGUGAGUUUUCUGCCCCAGUUCAGUAGUAGUGUUGUUGUUGUUGUUGUUUUUUAGAGGUUUUAGAUUUGACAUCUAAAAUGGAACCGGGACAUUUUAAAGAAACACUGCAAUAACCAUUUGUGAUGUGGUUCAAAUCAUUUGGGAACAAAACCUUUUGGCUUAUUUACAAAAAUUGCUUGCACCAGAAUACCAUAGUAACUACAGUUUUUCUUACUCUUUUGACAUUUGUGGUAACUUGGUGCUGCUAAGAAUGACACGCAUGAUUCUGAAAGCUUCUUACAAAACAAAUGAAGCUUCCAGCUACGAGCAAUUUAUCCGUCCUCAUUUAAUGCAGAUACUGAUGCACAGAACAUUUCAUGGUUAAUGAACGAAAAAAGGUUUUUUGCCUCGUUGUUUUGUCUCAUGUAAACAAUACUGUAGAGACUAUGGUAUUUUGUCAAUGGUUACCAUGGUAAAAUUGUUUUGUCUGACAUAGGUUUGUGUUUUAAGCAUUGGCGUUUAAUGCAUACUGGUUCUAUGCAUGGGAAUAUAAACUUUUUUAAGUUUUAUAUUAUGUUGUAUUUACUUUGAGCAUUUUGUGUCUCAACUUCGCAGGGGUGGAAGCCAAUGACAGUGUUUAUUAGACUGCAUUUCAUUUCGAACCGUGCAAUCCGUAUUCUGCAUCUUAACGUGUUAGUAUUUUAUUUUGUGUUGAGAAAAACAGGCAUCAUCUGAAGAAAACACUGCGUACUGAAGUUUUUACUUAUGUUGUUGUAAAGCACAGGUCUUUAUAGCAGAAGAUCUUCUGAACAGAAAACAAUAUUCUCGUCAAUAUUAUCUACAGGUCAACGCUUAUGUCAUUUAUUAUUGUGUACAAUGAAAAGGAAUGUAAACAUAUGUACUGUUAAUAAUUAUAAAUAGACAAUGUUUUUCUUUUUUAUUACCCUCACGGUAUCUCCCCUUAUGCAUUCCCCAAAUGUGUCGCAUGUUUGCAUUUUAUUUGUGAAUAACUUGACCUGCUUUUUACAUACAGUAUUUAAUAAAAAAGAAAAGAAAAAAUAUGAUGUUAAAUGUUUUUUUUGUAUGUUUAACUGUUAAAUCUCUGGACGUAUGGAUAGACUUGCUCUAAUAAAACCCAUCACUUUAAAAGG